ACACUGCUAUACCAAAACUUCCAAACAACUCUUGCUAUAAGAAAACUCCCAUCUUGAACUGUCCAACUAUCCCAAGUUCAAAUAUCUGAAUGGUGACAAUCAAUUCAAGUAGCCAAUGCUCAGCACAAACAUAUGUAUAGCAAUGCCAACAUAUAUAUCAUAGCUAUAUAGCGAUGCUGAGCAUAAACAUAUAUGUUAUGGAUUUUAAAUAAUAUAGGAGUAUGUAUCUUGGGUACUGUUUUCUCAUUCUGCGCUAGGAUACCAUAGUUCUGUGAAUGCGCAUCCAUAUAUUGCCUUGUCAACACAUGAAAAAGCUGAACUUUUUCCACAAAGGCAGUACUGAAGGGCAACCUUCUUCAGAACUGAUCCUUAGAUACGGCUCAGUGUGCCAAAACAUUUGAAAUUUUCCUUUUUAAAAAAUAUAAAAAUCAAACAAACCUGUAUUUCUAGUGCUGCAGCGAUGUAAACAGUUUUAUUUAUCAUAAGCAGCAGUUGAAGUAAAUCUGUUUGCUGCACACGGACUGGAAAAUGAGGGUGUCCCUGAACUUAAAUUAUUCACUUAAUCAUUGGCAUACUCGAUCGAACCAGCCACUGUUUGUGUUUGCUAGCCGCUGUCACCGCCUGCGUGAGCUAGCUAGAGCUCAAGCCUCGAUGGGCCAAGACCAGAGCCAGCUCGCCGAGGCGGCGGAGGAGCCUUCUCCGCUGCCCGCUGAGCCGGCGCCGUUGCAGGCUCCUUCCCCAGCGCCCUCCUCCCUCGAGGAGCUCGCCGCAGGCUAUGUCGUUUAGUGAGGAUAACAAUGACUCAAUUGACGUGAAGGUACAGAAAGCUCUGGAAUGUCCAUGCGUUGCUGAUUUGAAAAGUGGACCUUGUGACAGUGGAUUUAUCGAUGCAUUUUCGUGGAUUUAUCGAUGCAUUUUCGUGCUUCCUGAGGAGUACAGAAGAAGAGAAGGUUGUAUUUUUUCUUCAAAUUACUAAGUUGCUUUCAUUGAAAUUUAUCUUGCUGCAAGUUAUUUCUUUCCAUACAAAGUUUCGCGUUGGUGGUCAUUAGUUCACCUCUUUUCUAGCCUUCCUUGUCUCAGCACUGACAAGUGCGACAUACGAAUGCUACUGAAUCAUCUGCUGCCCUGAUAAACAAAAGCAUCAAAGUUAAUUAAUUUGACAUACAACUUCAGUAUACUAUGUUCUACAUCGUCUUACUAGACGAUGGUUGCGCGCGUUGCCAUGCCCGUCCAUAUAUGAUGGAAGUAUAUACAUGAUUUGAGAACAUUUGGCUGGUUUUUGUUGACCCUUAGCUGAUUUUAUAGAUCUAAUUAUUCGAAACUCGGUGGAAAGGUGAUAGUAUCUUAAAAUAUGCUUCGUGAUUAAUAAGAUAUUGCAUUUUUUUGAAAUGUAAUAAGAUAUUGCAUUCGGCAAUGUAGGACAAAAUAUUUGUGUGCUCCUAGUAGUCUAAACUUGUAGAAACAUCUUCACAGUAAUACCAAAAUAUAAGGAUUAAUGCUUGCAUAAAGUGUAGAUUGGUUAAGUGUAAAUAACAUAACAGUAGGCUUCUCCAAGAUCUAAUAUAUCGAUCACAGACCAUCUAGUUUCAGCAAACACCACUGACACAAUCACGUCCAGUCUAAAUUCAAGCAGAUUUGCAUACAAAAGGCAACAAAGGAAGGAAAAAAAUCAUACAACAACUUAGUACAUAUGCAGGCAUGGGUUUCCGAAAUCAUGAUCUAUAAAACGCACAUUACACCUAGCAUGUAUCCAAUACAUCCAUCAAACAACUGUGGGCCAGCUAUGCUAGCGCAAAUCCCUGCUGGGAAUUUACGAAAACAUGAUAUCUGCCAAUCUGCCAUGAGUAACAGGAAGGAUCAGAACUUGCAACCCAAGAGUUGUGCGAUAAAUUUCUUCAAACUGUCAUAUGUCAUAGUUCCUAAACUGAAUCCAACAUCUUUUUCUAGAAACUUUUCUACUGUUCUGUAGUGUUGUAAGUUACAAACUUCUAACAUGAAGCGGUACAUCAAAGGCUGCACUAUAACAGGCUGAUGCUUUGUUGGUUCAUGCCUGCAAUACUUACCUUGGAACUGUAAGAAAGUGAAGAGAUUAGUGCAAAAUACUAUGGAAAGUAGAAUGGUUAUAACGAAAUAUUGAAGCGUGUUUAUUCGUGCCUGUCAGCCAGAACCAGUGCAGAUCCCUCAAGUUCUGUGGUACUGGAUACUUUUAAACUGCUGCCGUGAACCCAACACCCAAAACUUCUUUUCCAGUUGAGUAAUACAUACUCGUCAGUCAACAUACCUACAUACCAGUCAAUUCGGUACUCCUAAAAGGAACUGAUAAAAAUAUUGCUUGUUCUAUCCCAUCUUUAUGAAAGAGUGGGAUACAAACCAGUAUCAUAUGCGACUGAAAGAUAUAAUAUAUUCCAUUGUCGUUGUUUUAGGUUAUUUGCUUGCUCAAUAUUGGCACUAACUAGUACUAUUCAUCGGUAUUCAAGAGCAAGAACAGAGCCUCACUACAAAAGAAAUUGCAGAGGGCAAGAUCCACCAGUAUUAGACUGAGUGAAGUGUCUAGUCGAGAAAAAUACUGUUCGCCUCGAGCGCUCCCGUGGGCGCUCGGGUGAACCCUAAAACCUCGCCGCGCCUAGGCCUCGCCCCCUCCUCCCCCCGCCGCCGCUGGCUGAAGCCGCCGGGCAAAGCCUGGCCCGUGCUGGUGGCGGCGGACCUCCCUCUCCUCGCUCCUCUGGUCAUAAGCGCGGGCGGCGUGACCGGAGGCGCUGUCCCCGCGCGGAUCUCGGCGCGUUCGGGGUGGGCUGGCCGGCAGCCUGCGGCCGGCGAGGUCCGUGCUUCUCGAGGCGGCUUGGAGAGCGCUGCGGAUGCCGUCUCCGUGGGAGGCGGAGGCUGGCGGCUCGGGUGCUUCUCCGACGCGAUCUGAUCCGGCGGCGGCUGGCCCUCCCGACGACGGUGACUCGGGACGAUGGCGCAGACGUCUUGGCGCAGAAAGCAGGUUUGGUGGGCGCGUGGGGUGCGGUUGGAUGGCCGCGCCGGCCGAAUCUGGGCCAGGGGCCGAUCUGGGUCUGGCAGCCCUGACCCGCCCCGCCCUUCCCCGGCGGUUGACAUGCCACCCCAGGGGGGUCUGCUGGCACGCUGGGCCGUCGGCACGGAGGGUCGUGUCUGGCGAAGGGCUAUCCGCCUGCUGUCUUUUGGCCUCGGCCUUCUUCGGGUGUGUCCCAAGUUUUGUCAAGGUGGUGCCUUUCGCUGUGCGGGUGCAAGAUCGAGGAUGCCGGGGCGGCGGCCCUGGAUGGUGGGAACCUUGUGGGUUGGCGGGCGAGCCCGAGGUUCUGGUGCUGGCUGGGGCCAUGGACAUGGGGUUGUCAUGGUUCUUAGCGAGUUGCGUUAUGUGGGGGCGUGGUGGCUGUCACCUCGGUGGUGGCCCUCGCCAUGUCUGGGUGGUGGAGAGGUGAUGUCGAGAGGAAACUCUCGCCCUGGUUCUUCCAGGGCCACGACGACGGCAUCCACGGACGUCGUCUCCUUCUUGAAGGCAUCGUUGUGGCUUCUCCCUGCCCCCUUUCUUGCUCCGGGUGAAAACCCAAGAUCCCCGGAUCGGGCGGUGGCGGCACUCCGGUGUCGUGCUCUUCUUGAAGAGACCGUCUUGGAGCCCACAUCACAAGGCUCUCCGAUGGUCGAGACGGAGGUGACUCUUCGGCGAUCUUCGGCAAGGCUUGCUCCGUGCCCUUCCCUUGUCGAGCUUCUUUGGUGCUGCUUCUCGGUCUGUGAGCAACGUGGGUUGGUCCCUGGUGGUGGUCGGCUUCCGGUGGCGUUUCUGCGACAGAGGGGUGCUAUCGACGGCACGCGUGAAAAAUGGCUCGCUCUCGAGUGAGCUCCGGCCCGACACUGCGUUUUGGCUAAGUCCAUUGGUUGCGCUUCCGGUUGUAGCUUCUUUGGUUGUUCGUGUGGGUGUGUGGUCUCGAUAUGUAAGCUGGGUUUAGCACUUUGUAUCGUUUUCGCCGUUGGUGGCUUUAUUAAUUCAAAGUUGGGCACUUGUGCCUUUUAUCUAAAAAAAGAUCCAACCCUCACUUGCCCAAGUGAACAUCUGAUCGGAGUAAUAAACACCCAAUUUGAAUCAGUGUCCAGAUGAAUUUUAAUGAAUAGUGAUAGAAUAUAAGCACAUAAUACAAUCUGGGUGCUAAAAGAUAACUGUUAAGGAACAUAUGGCCUU
Molecule: messenger RNA, 4198 nt
Organism: Lolium perenne
Lineage: Eukaryota; Viridiplantae; Streptophyta; Magnoliopsida; Poales; Poaceae
Source: RefSeq, a predicted model, not a curated record